Arabidopsis arenosa is the source of this 2185-nucleotide messenger RNA. The record is from the annotation of a GenBank genome assembly. NCBI's taxonomy places the organism in Eukaryota, Viridiplantae, Streptophyta, Magnoliopsida, Brassicales, Brassicaceae.
GUCAUUUAAUAGAUAAGUACCUAUUUAUUAUUGUAGGCAAAUUGUGGUGGCGUGGACCAACUUCCUGCAGAGUGAAAGAGGAAUGAUUGAAUGGACAGGGAAGAAAGGUUUCACACUGUUGUCUUUGAAAGAUGGUGAUGUUAUAUUCUCUGAAGGAAGAAGAUUUGCUUUUGGAUUCUUCAGCUUGGGGAAUUCAAAGCUCAGGUAUGUUGGGAUUUGGUAUGCUCAAGUCUCUGAGCAGACUGUUGUAUGGGUUGCAAAUAGAGACCAUCCUAUUAAUGACACAUCUGGUCUCAUAAAGUUCAGUACCAGAGGGAAUCUUUGUGUGUAUGCAUCUGGAAAUGGAACAGAGCCUAUUUGGUCUACUGAUGUUAUUGAUAUGAUCCAAGAACCAGCUUUAGUUGCGACGCUAACUGAUUUAGGCAACCUUGUUCUGCUUGAUCCUGUCACUGGGAAAAGUUUUUGGGAGAGCUUUAAUCAUCCUACAAACACUUUGCUUCCCUUUAUGAAGUUUGGAUUCACUCGUCAAGACGGUGUGGAUAGUAUUAUGACAUCUUGGAGAUCUCCUGGUGACCCGGGUUCUGGAAACAUUACAUUCCGGAUAGAACGUAGAGGGUUUCCGCAGAUGAUGAUGUACAAGGGUCUGACUCUGUGGUGGCGUACUGGCUCAUGGACAGGGCAAAGAUGGAGUGGUGUGCCUGAAAUGACAAACAAGUUUAUCUUCAAUAUCUCCUUUGUGAGUAAUCCAGAUGAAGUAUCGAUCACUUACGGAGUGUUGGAUGCUUCGGUUACAACACGAAUGGUGCUAAACGAGACGGGAACUCUGCAACGGUUCAGAUGGAACGGGAGAGAUAAGAAAUGGAUCGGGUUCUGGUCAGCUCCCGAAGAUAAGUGUGACAUCUACAACCACUGUGGCUUUAACGGUUACUGUGAUCCCACCAGUACAGACAAGUUUGAGUGCUCUUGCUUACCGGGGUACGAGCCUAAGACACCCCGAGAUUGGUUCUUGAGGGAUGCUUCGGACGGGUGCACGAGGAUAAAAGCAGCUUCGAUAUGUAAUGGGAAAGAAGGGUUUGCAAAGUUGAAGCGAGUGAAGAUUCCCAAUACAUCAGCUGUUAAUGUAGAUAUGAACAUAACAUUGAAGGAAUGCGAACAGAAGUGCUUGAAGAACUGCUCUUGUGUCGCUUAUGCGAGUGCUCACCAUGAGAGCGAAAACGGAGCAAAAGGGUGCUUGACAUGGCACGGCAAUAUGCUGGAUACAAGGACAUACUUGAGCUCGGGACAAGAUUUCUACCUACGCGUAGAUAAGUCAGAGUUAGCACGGUGGAAUGGAAAUGGCUCAUCAGGGAAGAUGAGACUUUUUUUAAUUCUCAUCAGUUUGCUUGCAGUCGUCAUGUUACUUAUGAUCAGUUUGUUCUGUUUCAUAAGGAAACGAAGACAGUUUAAAAGGCUGAGAAGAGCUCCAUCAAGCUUCGCUCCGAGCUCUUUUGAUCUUGAAGACUCAUUCAUACUUGAAGAGCUUGAGGACAAAUCGAGAACCCGGGAGUUGCCUCUCUUUGAGCUUAGCACGAUUGCUGCAGCAACGAAUAACUUCGCUUUUCAAAACAAGCUUGGAGCAGGUGGUUUUGGACCGGUUUAUAAGGGAGUGUUACAAAAUGGUAUGGAGAUAGCAGUGAAGAGGUUGUCAAAAAGCUCGGGGCAAGGAAUGGAAGAGUUCAAGAACGAGAUUGCGGAUUUCGGCCUGGCUAGAAUCUUCGGGGGCAACCAAAUCGAAGGAAGCACAAAUCGAGUCGUCGGAACAUACGGAUACAUGUCACCAGAGUAUGCAAUGGACGGCCAGUUCUCUAUUAAAUCCGAUGUCUACAGCUUUGGAGUAUUGAUCUUAGAGAUCAUAACCGGAAAGAAAAACAGUGCUUUCUAUGAGGAAUCUUUGAAUCUAGUCAAACAUAUUUGGGAUCGAUGGGAAAAAGGUGAAGCUAUGGAGAUCAUAGACAAAUUAAUGAGUGAAGAUACUUAUGAUCAUCCUGCGUUUACAGCGGGAAGGAGGAGAAAAGUCAAAACUGGCGGCAGCUCAGAUAAUUGGCCCAGUGGAGAAACCGGCAGUACUAUUAACGACGUUACCCUCACCGAUGUUCAAGGUCGCUAAGAAGUGUUUUUCUCUUCUUUAUAAACUAAGAAGACUAUA